Messenger RNA from Cuscuta campestris, 2068 nucleotides. The record is from the annotation of a GenBank genome assembly. NCBI's taxonomy places the organism in Eukaryota, Viridiplantae, Streptophyta, Magnoliopsida, Solanales, Convolvulaceae.
GGACUAAAAGAAAAAGGGAAAAAUGACUCUGUUUUCCCCCCUUUUCAACCCAAACGGACCCUAAUUACUCCGUAUUUAUGAACUUUUGUAUUGCUUCUGAUAAAUUACAAUUCUAGUCGUCACUGUGCGAUCAGAUCCCGCCGAUGGAUAUGGAAACGGAUCCCGUUGUCUACACGCCGGCCUCCGCCACGAGCACCGCCUCAAACGCCUCCACUCCCGUAGACUCAUCAGCAUCCGCUACAUCUUCGAAGUUGAGCCAGUUGACGGAGUCCUUGAAACUGGAACAUCAGUUUGUCCGCGUGCCCUUCGAGCAAUACAGGAAGAUGGUCCGUUCCAACCACCGCAUCAUCGAGAAGGAAGUUUCAUCAUUACUCUCUUGCGUCGGAGAAGCCGCGGAGUCUGACAUCACCGGCGAUGAAGCAGCUCAACGCAUCAAUUCGCUUGUCUCUAGGCUGCAAGGGCUUAAACGGAAGUUGGAAGAGGGGAGUCAAAUGGAGAACAUGCAAGCUCAGAGAUGUCGAGCACGUCUUGACCAUUUAGAAUCAAUGAAUGCCGAGAACCUAUCAGUUUUGAACUGCAACCGGUUGAAUCGUAUGCUGGUCGAUUACAUGUUGAGGAUGUCUUACUAUGAUACUGCUACAAAGUUUGCAGAUUUUAGCAAUAUAAUGGAGCUUGUUGAUAUUGAGGUAUUUUAUGAAGCAAAGAAGGUUAUUGAUGCUAUUCACAACAAGGAGGUAUCCCCAGCCUUGGCUUGGUGUGCUGAAAACAAGUCCAGGCUGAAGAAAUCAAAGAGCAAAUUUGAGUUUCAUUUGAGACUGCAAGAAUUCGUAGAGAUGGUAAGAGAUGAAAAAAGGAUGCAAGCUAUUAUGUAUGCCCGGAAGUAUCUGUCCUCGUGGGGGUCCUCCCAUAUGAAAGAGUUCCAGAGAGUUGCGACCACAGUUGCCUUUAAGAGUAAUACUGAAUGUGCAGCAUACAAGUUGUUGUUUGAAGCAAAGCAAUGGGAUUACCUAGUCGAUCAGUUCAAACAAGAGUUUUGCAAAUUGUAUGGCAUGACCCUUGAGCCUUUGUUGAACAUAUACCUUCAAGCAGGCAUCUGUGUGCUGAAAACUUCAUUCUGUUAUCAAGAUGACUGUCCAAAGGAAGACCCAUUGUCGCAGGAGAGUUUCCGGAAAUUAUCACAACCACUGCCAUUCUCCAAACAGCGUCAUUCAAAACUCGUUUGCUAUAUAACAAAGGAGUUGAUGGAUACUGAAAACCCUCCACUAGUCUUGCCAAACGGCUAUGUCUAUAGCACUAAGGUUGGUAGCUCUUCUUCUUUUUCUUUGUUACUGAACAUUUAGGGCCCGUUUGGUGAGCACUGAAGAUUUGUGUUUUGAAUUUUUGAUAUCUCCCAAAAUGAGAAUCCUUUUGUAGUGUUUGGUGAAGUCAAAACAUAGUUCUGCUUUGAUAUCUCCCGAUAUCACAACCCAUCCAACACGGGUGUUUUGAUAUUUCCCUCAACCGCUGGACACCCACUGCCGUCCGCCCCGGCCACCGCCGACUGCCCCUUGCCGGUCACUAACAACCAUAUCAACUUUCGGAUCUCCCCAAACACUUUCACUUAACAUUUCAGAAGUCAAAUCUUUUCAUCCAGAUUUCAGAUCCCAUAUAUAUCAAUCUUGAUUUGCUCACCAAACGGGCCCUUAUUAUGAUUAUGUGAACUUUUCUUCUAUUCUAUUAAUAAAUGUUGCAAGGCAUUGGAGGAAAUGGCGAAGAAGAACAAUGGAAGAAUCACAUGCCCCCGUACCGGGGUCACCUGCAACUACACAGAUCUAACCAAGGCCUAUAUAUCAUGAUGACUGCAGCUUCCCUACUAUUUGAUCUUCUGCUUGAAAUGAUUUCUAAGAGUCUUGGAGAGGGGGUUUACCCAGUGUCUAAAUGUUACUUGUACAUAAAUCACACAAUGACCUAUAUACCCUGUAAUGAUCGGAUUGUUUUGUUGCAGAAAUUGCCAUUUCAGUGAUUUAUGGUGCUUCAGUUGUGGUCUUACCCAAUAAUAAAUUGAAAAUCUCCAUUGCACCAUGGAGUU